AUGGCUCCAACCGUCGUUCUCAUCACAGGUGCAAACCGCGGCCUGGGCCUGGGCCUCCUCCAACGCUACCUCGCCCUGCCGAACCACACCGUCAUCGCCGGAAACCGCGACCCGACACACAAGACCUCGAAAGCCCUCUCUGACCUGCCCAAAGCCGAGGGAAGCCGUCUCAUCGUCGUCAAGAUCGACGCCGCGAUAGAACAAGACGCCCACGACGCGGUCAAGGAGCUGCAGGCCUCCCACGGCGUCGACCACUUGGACAUCGUCAUCGCCAACGCCGGCGUAUCCUACGUCUGGCCCACCGCCGCCGACCUCAAGAUCUCGGAUCUGAAGGGCCACAUCGAGCCCAAUGUUUACGGCGUCAUCUCACUCUUCCAGGCCACGCGACCUCUGCUGAAGAAGUCGGCGCGAGAACCCAUCUUCACGCCCAUGGGGUCUACGGCGGGCUGUGUGGAGAACCAGCCGCCCAUUACCAACAGCGCCUAUGGGCCGUCGAAGGCGGCGGUCAACUGGUUCGGUGUCAGAAUCAACGCCGAGGAGGAUUGGCUCCACGCGUUCGUCCUGUGCCCCGGCUGGGUUCAGACGGAUUUGGGAAAUACGGGCGCGCAGUAUUUUGGAUUGGAAAAGGCAUCUGUCACUGUCGAUGAGUCUUGCGAUGGCAUGAUGAAACUCCUUGCGACGACCACGAAGGAGAAGCAUGGAGGGAAGAUGGUGUCAUACGAGGGUAACAUUGAGGGUUACUAA
This is a messenger RNA of Colletotrichum karsti, 744 nucleotides long. Its product is annotated as aflatoxin biosynthesis ketoreductase nor-1. NCBI's taxonomy places the organism in Eukaryota, Fungi, Ascomycota, Sordariomycetes, Glomerellales, Glomerellaceae. The transcript has 2 exons. The coding region runs from base 1 to 744 and encodes 247 amino acids. The record is from RefSeq and is a predicted model, not a curated record.